AGCUAGGUGCUCCAAGGGCGGGGAAAGAGCAAAAAAGUGGGAGAGAGGCUGGGAUAGCAUAGAGGCACCGUCUGCAUGCAGAGAGGCAGCAGCACCUAAAUUCUCCUGUCCCCGAAAUUUGUGCCUCCGCAGAAAGGGCAACUGCAGUGAGAGAGGAGAAAAAAAGAAAACGUGUGUAAAUCUCUGGCUUUGCCUUUCUACCUGUAAUUGUUUUAAAACUGUAUCACGAUGUCCAGUAGCCCUGUGACAAGGGUGCUGGCUGUCCUCCUCAUCGGAGGAGUUGCUGUAAACGGUUUGCCAAAGGGCACCGGGAAAUCCAGGAGGCAAGCACAGGAGAUCUAUCCGGCCGGGGGGAGCGCGCCAGUGGUAUCAUCGGUGUCUCAAGAGGGCUGCAUUGAAAAUGGACAAUUUUAUGGAAUUAACGAACAGUUUGAACGGUCCUACCUGGGAAGCAUGCUCAUAUGCACAUGCCACGGAGUUGGUGGAAUUAAGUGUAAAACAAAGCCCGAAGCCGAGGAGACAUGCUACGACAAAGUCAACUCGCGUUCCUACAAGGUCGGCGAGACGUACGAGAGACCCAAGGAUGGGAUGAUCUGGGACUGCACGUGCAUCGGCUCCGGGCGAGGAAAAAUCAGCUGCACCAUUGCGAACCGCUGCCACGAAGGAGGGAACUCCUACAAGAUCGGGGACACCUGGAGGAGGCCACACGACACGGGGAACUACAUGCUGGAGUGCGUGUGUCUCGGAAACGGCAAGGGGGAGUGGACCUGCAAGCCCGUGGCCGAGCGUUGCUACGACAACACUGCAGGCACCUCCUACCUGGUGGGGGAGACGUGGGAGAAGCCCUACCAGGGCUGGAUGAUCGUGGACUGCACCUGUCUCGGAGAGGGUAGCGGCCGCAUCACCUGCACAUCCAGAAACCGCUGUAAUGACCAGGACACCCGUUCGUCCUACCGCAUCGGUGACACAUGGAGCAAGACGGACGCGCGUGGCAACGUGCUGCAGUGCCUGUGCACGGGUAACGGGCGCGGAGAGUGGAAGUGCGAGAGGCACGCCUCGCUUCACACCAGCGGACUGGGUACCGGUUCUCGUGUGGUCUCCAACAUCCAGCCGGCAGUGUUCCAGCCGAUGGUUCCUGGUCCCGAGGUGGCGUUGGAGGACUCCUGCGUGACUGACUCAGGCACGGCCUACGCCCUGGGCAUGCGUUGGAUCCGUAGCCAGGGCAACAAGCAGAUGCUCUGCACAUGCCUGGGCAAUGGGGCCAGCUGCGAGGAGUGGGAGGGCCAGUCUCAGGUGUAUGGUGGCAACUCUGACGGGCAGCCGUGCGUGUUCCCCUUCGUGGCCAUGGGUAAGACCUACUACUCCUGCACCUCAGACGGACGCAGCGACGGACAGCUCUGGUGCAGCACCAACUCCGACUUCGAGACCGAGCACAAGUACUCCUUCUGCACAGAGAAGAACGCCCUGCCGGUGUCGACGCGUGGCGGUAACUCCAACGGUGCCAUCUGCCACUUCCCCUUCCUCUAUAACGGCCGCAACUACACCGACUGCACGGCCGAUGGCCGCCGCGACGGCAUGAAGUGGUGCGGCACCACCUACAACUACGACGGGGAACAGCGCUUUGGCUUCUGCCCCAUGGCAGCACAUGAGGAGGUGUGCACCACCAGUGAGGGCGUGAUGUACCGCGUGGGGGACCAGUGGGACAAACGCCACGACGUCCUGGGUCACAUGAUGCGCUGCACCUGCGUAGGCAACGGACGCGGCGAGUGGAGCUGUAUGGCCUACUCCCAGCUUAAAGACCAGUGUAUUGUAGACGGGCUGACGUAUGAUGUGAAUCAGACCUUCACUAAGCACCAUGAGGAGGGCUACCUGAUGAACUGCUCCUGCUUUGGACAGGGAAGAGGCCGCUGGAAGUGUGACGCUGUUGACCAGUGCCAGGAGCCGGAGACCAGAGUGUUCUACCAGAUCGGAGACUCCUGGGACAAGGUCAUCCAGGGUAUAAGCUACAAGUGCUAUUGCUACGGCAAUGGUGUUGGAGAGCUGAGCUGUGAGCCCCAGCAGUCUUUCCCAGGUGGUCAUCGUCCUGUUCAGGUCAUCAUUACUGAAUCUGGCAACCAGCCCAACUCACACCCCAUCCAGUGGAAUCCCCCGCCCUCCACACACAUCACACAAUACCUCCUCAAGUGGAAACAGAAAAACACCCAGGGCCCGUGGCACGAGGUGAACAUCCCUGGCCACCUCAACUCCUACACCAUCUCUGGCCUGAAGCCCGGCAUCACCUACGAGGGACAGUUGAUCAGCGUGCUGCGAUUCGGACACAGAGAACUCACACGCUUUGACUUCACCACCACCUAUGGAUCACUGGCGACUGCCGAGGGUGAGACGACCCCUCCCCCGCCCACGGUGGACAUCUCGGAGUCGGUGACUGAGAUCACCUCCAGCAGCUUCGUCAUCUCCUGGGUGUCCGCCUCCGACACCGUCUCAGGCUUCAGGGUGGAGUACGAACUCACUGAGGACGGGACCACGUCCUCGCAGCCUGUUGUCCUGGACCUGCCCCGUACGGCCACCUCUGUGAACAUCAAUGAGCUGCUGCCUGGACGCAAGUAUACCGUCAACGUCUACGAGGUCACUCCAGAGGGAGAGGACAACCUCAUCCUCACUACCUCACAAACCACUGCUCCUGAUGCGCCUUCUGACCAUGAGGUGGAGGAUGUGGAUGAGACCUCCAUCACCGUGAGCUGGGAGAAACCACUGGCUCCCAUUACAGGUUACCGUGUGGUCUACACCCCGUCUGAGGAGGGCGGCAGCACAGAGUUGAACCUGCCGGACACGGCGACCUCGGUGACCCUGAGUGACCUGAUGCCGGGUCGGCAGUACAACAUCAGCAUCUACGCCGUGGAGGAGAGCCUGGAGAGCGAACCGGUCUUCGUACAGGUCAACACCGCCGGAGACCCACUACCAGAGGAGGUGCCCUCCCCCACCGACCUCCAGUUCUUCGACGUGUCGGACUCCAAGGUCACGCUGACCUGGGCCGCCCCCAACACCGAGGUGUCCGGCUACCGCGUCUCCGUGGCGACGGUGGGCGGCGACGGGCUGGACAACGAGCACCUCCAACUGCCAAUCACGCGCAACGCCUACAUGGAGGUCACGCCCCUCAUGCCCGGCACCCUCUACCGCUUCUACGUCUUCACGCUCAAGGGAGGAGAGGAGAGCGAACCCCUCGUGGGGGUGCAGGCCACUAAACCCGACUCCCCGACCGACAUCCACUUCUCCAACGUGACGGAGGACAGUGCCCUGAUCGUGUGGGGCCCCCCGAGGGCCCAGAUCACCGGCUACCGGCUCUUCCUGGUGGUGGAGGGCUCCAGCGGCGCCGGGGCCGGCCCGGGCGCGGGCCCCAAGCAGCUCCGCAUCCCCGCGCGCCUCAACCAGUACACGCUGCUGAACCUGCAGCCCGACACCCAGUACACGGCCACGCUGCACGCCGAGAGGGACAACGUGCUCAGCGAGGGAGCGGCGGCCGUCUUCACCACUACCCAGCCCAUGGGUAAUGCUCCACGCUUCAACACUGAUGUGACCGACACCUCCAUCACCGUUUCCUGGACGCCGGUGCCCAAAGUCAGCUACAAGUUGACGGUUAGGCCCAGUCUAGGCGGAGAGGCCCCCAGGGACGUGACCUCUGACUCGGGCACGGCGGCAAUCUCCGGCCUGACCCCCGGCGUGGAGUACUCCUUCAGUGUCCAGCCAAUCAUUGAGGGCGAAAACCAGGGCCAGCCAAUCACACGCCGCGUCACCACACAUUUGUCUCCUCCCACUGAGCUAGACCUGAAGUCCAAUCCCAAUACAGGAGAGCUGACGGUCCGAUGGGAGGACGCCAAUACUCCAGACAUCACAGGCUACAGAGUGAUGUGCACGCCGACCAACGGGCAGGAGGGCAACUCUGUGGAGGAGUUUGUGAAGGCGGGCCAGACGUCGUGCACGCUGGACAACCUGAGCCCCGGCGUGGAGUACAACGUCAGCGUCACUACCGUCAAGGACAACAUGGAGAGCACCCCCGUCUACACCACCGUCACACAGGAGAUCCCCAAGGUGACUGACCUGGAGUUCGUGGACGUGACGGACAGCUCCAUCGGCGUGUCCUGGAGCCCGCUCAACUUCACCACGGUGACGGGCAUCCGCAUCACGGUGGUUGCCGCGGGUGACAGUGUGCCCAUCUUCGAGGACAUGGUGGAGCCCACGUCCGGCUUCUACACUGUCUACGGCCUAGAGCCCGGCAUCGACUAUGACAUCACCGUCGUCACGGUCACAGAGAAUGGCGAGAGCGAGCCCACCACCCACACGCAGCACACUGCGGUGCCGGCCCCGGUUGACCUGGGAUUCAAGGACGUGACCCCUGAGAGCAUGCUGGUGUACUGGACCGCCCCUAUCGUGCCCAACCCCCAUGACAUCAACCGCUUCCUGAUUCGCUACCACCCCAUCGACAUCGACCAUGACAUCACAGAGCGCAGCGUCAGCGGAGCCUUCAACAACCUCAUACUCAGGGAUCUGCUGCCCAAUACCGAGUACCUCGUGAGUGUGAUUUGUGUGUACGAGAAUCGUCAGAGCUCUCCUCUCGUCGGCACCCAGAAGACAUUGCUGGACUCCCCUACGGGUCUGCGUUUCUCUGAGGUGUCCACCUCCUCCUUCACGGUGCACUGGCAGGCCCCGCGGGCGGCCAUCACGGGCUACCGCCUGCGCUCCCAGAUGGUGCGUGGGGGCCGGGCCAAGGACGAGAGGCUGCCCCCCUCCCGCAGCCACUUCACCCUGACGGGCCUCAGCCCCGAGACGCAGUACACCAUCAGCGUCUACGCCGUCAACGCCCACCAGGAGAGCGAGCCACUCACAGGACAACAGGCCACCAUCUCAGACGCCCCCACUGACCUUGAGGUGACCUCCUCGUCCCCCUCCAGCAUCACCAUCCGCUGGGACGCCCCCAACUCCGUCACCGUGCGCUACUACAGGAUCACACACGGGGAGACAGGUGGUGAGAGCCUCCCUAAGGAGUUCACUGUCCCGGGUACCCAGUCCACUGCCACCAUCACGGACCUGAAGCCUGGCACCGACUACACCGUCACCGUGUACGCUGUCACAGGCAGAGGGGACAGUCCUGCCUCCAGUACCCCCAUCUCCGUCAACCACAAGACAGACAUUGAGUCUCCUCUUGAGAUGGAGGUGACUGAUGUGAAGGAUAGCACCAUCACUGUGCGCUGGACCCCAGCUGUGGGCCCCGUCACUGGGUACCGCGUCACUGGCGUGCCCCGAAACGGCCAGGGCAACUCAUUCACAGAGACAGUUGCCCCAGACCAGACGGAGUUGACGUUCUCUGGCCUCAUGCCCACCAGUGAGUACGUGCUGAGCGUCUACGCCCUGGGACAGGACGGAGAGAGCCCACCACUUGUGGAGACGGUAGUCACUACCGUGGACCGCCCUAAAGACCUGAUCUUCUCGGAGGUGGAGGGCACGUCCAUGCGAAUCAGCUGGGAGAGCCCAGACGGCAGUGUGAGCUCCUACCGCGUUACCUACGCCAGCCCAGAAGAGGGCGAGAGAGUGCUUUUCCCGCCACCCCGCAAGGACGACGAGUCGGCUCUGAUCACGGGACUGAGACCCGGCACGGAGUACACGGUCAAGGUCAUCGCCCUGCAUGACCUCACGCCCAGCACGCCUCUCACGGGGACACAGGCCACAGCCAUCCCGUCUCCGACGGGUCUGGAGUUCUCCCAGGUGGGCCCGUCCUUCUUCACGAUUGGCUGGCGCUCCCCCACGGCCCAGCUGACUGGCUACCGCGUGGUCGUCAACCCCACCAGCAAGAGUGGGCCUACUAAAGAGAUCAACCUGGCCCCAGACUCAACACAAGUACACGUGCCAGGACUCAUGGUGGCCACAGCUUAUGAAGUGCAGGUGUUUGCUCUGAAGAACUCCCUCACCAGCCGACCCCUAAAGGGAGAGAUCUCCACUCCUGACAACAUCACUCCCCCGCGGCGUGUGCGCAUCUCCAACGUGAAGGACUCCUCCAUCAGCCUGACGUGGCGCUCCAAGUCUGACGCCAUCUCCGGCUUCCUGGUGGAGGCCAUACCCAGCGCGGAGGGAGAGAGCACCAUACAGAGAUCUAUACCGCCAGAGGCACGCACGUACACCAUCACAGGUCUGCAUCCUGGUACCACCUACAGCAUCAACAUCUACACACUGAGUGGCAACGGACGCAGCGAGCCCUUCCGCCUGACCGCCACCACCACCAAGCCCGUGGUGAGCCCCCCCACCUCGCUGCGCUUCACCUCCCUGACCCCCUCCUCCAUCUCCUUCAGCUGGGAGCCGCCCCGCAGCCCCAUCACCGCCUACUACAUCACCUACGAGGAGGCCGGGGCCGGCACCGUGCCCAGGGAGCUGCUGCCCAGGGUGCCCUUCACACGCUCUGUUGCCACCAUCACCGGUCUGAAACCAGGUACAGAGUACAUCAUCAAGAUCGUUGCCCUCCAGAACGCUCAGAGGAGUACACCCCUCACUGGCAAGGCCACGACUCAGGUCGAGACGUCCCAGCUCCUGGUUCCUCAGCUGCCCCUCCCCCACCGCCCCUCUCCCUCCAUCCUGGACGUGCCGGACGAGGAUGAGAACGGUGGGACCGGAGUGGUGGGAACCGUACUGGGGAGCGGAACCGACUUCCAAACCAACCACGUGCACCUGGUGGGACCCAAUAACCGCGACCCCCUUUCUGGCCAGCAGGGGCAGCACAUCUACACCGAGUACCAGAGCCUGGGACCCAAUGAACAGGGCCAGGUCCUGGGUCCUCGUCAGCACGAGCCCCUGGUCUACAUCCCGCGCCCGGGGCCCGACGGCGUGAGGGUGCCCCUGGUGCGGGUGAGCGAGGGGCCCCUGCCCGGCCUGGCAUCCUUCGGUUUCCCCGACAACGAGACGGGCUGGGCGCCCCAGGAGGCGCAGACGCACACCACCAUCACCUGGGAACCGUUGGCAGGCACCGAUGAGUACGUGGUCACCUGCAGCCCCCUGGUGGAGACAACCGAGAAGACAUUCCAGAUGCGUCUCCCGGGCUCCUCCAGCAGUGCGACCCUGAUCGGCUUGACCCCCGGAGCCUCCUAUAAUGUCCUGGUAGAGGCCAUCGACGGGGCCAAUAAGCAGCCAGUCCUCGACAAGGUCAUCACCGUCGGCAACACAGUUCCAGGUUCGGUCCCAGUGAGCAGGGACGCGUGCUACGACACCUUCACAGCGACGCACCACGAGGUGGGGGAGGAGUGGGAGCGCAUGUCUGAGACGGGCUUCAAGCUCUGGUGCCGAUGCCUGGGGCUGGGCAGUGGCCAUUUCAGAUGCGAUUCAUCCAAGUGGUGCCAUGACAAUGGUAAUAACUACCGCAUUGGGGAGAGGUGGGAUCGCCACGCUGAGAACGGGCACGUGAUGAGCUGCACUUGCCUCGGCAACGGCAAGGGAGAGUUCAAGUGCGAACCACAUGAGUCCACGUGCUAUGACGACGGCAAGAUGUACCAGGUUGGCAACCAGUGGCAGAAGGAAUACCUGGGAGCCAUCUGCACCUGUACCUGCUACGGAGGACAGCAGGGCUGGAGGUGUGAGAACUGCCGUCGUCCCGGAGCAGCUGCUGACGUGGACGCUGACCUGCUGCAGCCCAUACACACCAACGCCUUCGACCGCUACCGAGAGAACGCCCUGCGCAAACUGAAUAUCCAGUGUCCUAUUGAAUGCCUGAGACCAGACUUACUGGCAGAUGCCCAGAACCCUACAGAGUAAUACCCAAUCCCCAACACCCCCACCCCCACCAAUGCCACGCCCCACUCAUACCUUUGUGAGGAGCCUUUAUGUGAAGAAAGUAAGAAAGGUCCUCCCAAACACCCCCCCCACCCCACCCCAUCUCCACUCGCGCAAAAAAGGAAGAGACACAAAUUAUGCCCCAUCCCAGUUCCCAGCUUCAAAAUGGCUGACUUGAGGAGAUAUAGGGUGCUGAGAUGGGGCCCAGGCUAACAAGUCUUCCUUUGCCUGUUCCAAUCUUGAUGGUGAUUGGACUAAAUCUUGGACUGGAUCACCUCCCCCAACCCCUACCACUCCAUCCUACUGCACCUUGCUGUACACCUGCCUGUUUUUAAAUAUGACUUCUACUGCACCACAUCCUCUUCCAUCACUUCCUAUGUAUAGGGUGUCUUCUUCACCUAUGCGACUCCCUAAAAAUGGGGCAUUUCAUGCAGCUGGAUGUAACUUUACAAACUUAAGUCUUUGAGAUGUUCUGUUGUGCACUCAUGAACACCCUGGGCCAUCACGGUUAUCAUAGUAGCCUGUUUGAUGUGUUGAAAAUCUCCUCAGAAAUGAUCAAAAUCAAUCGCCAUACUGUAACCCUCUUUGUCUUCCAUGCCAGAAAGUGUUCCAAGUUAUUAAGGUUAAUGUAAAGCUGAGGGGUAGGUUGAGGAUCACAUUUGAGGGAUGUAGAACCUCACAAAGACCUCAGGUUCUUAUAGUCUAAUCCAUCCACACAAAAUGUCAUUUUUCAAGGAGUCUCAUUCUUUUACUGGCUGUCCCUUUAAUAGAUCGUCCGUUUCCCAAGAUUGCCAGUAGACAUUGACAAUGCAAAGACUAACCUAUGCAAUAACCAAUAGAAAGAGAGAACACACACCAAAAAAAUGUCCUACACAGUUGCCAGUAGGCAAUGAGAGCACAAAAGUGACCUUUGUAGGCUAGCGAAACUGAGUGUUAGUGCCUUAUAGUAUUCCCUAUCUGAAGGAUGAUGCCUGAAGGAUGUUUUUUACUCCUUACGAUAAGCAGAGGCUGUGAGGGCCAUAGAGAGAGAAUGAAGACUGGCCGUCCUUAGUCAAAUGUUCGACCUCCCAAUAUAGGCCGGAUUGUUUCUCUCUCUCUCUCUCUCUCUCUCUCUCUCUCUCUCUCUCUCUCUCUCUCUCUCUCUCUCUCUCUCUCUCUCUCUCUCUCUCUCUCUCUCUCUCUCCCCCCCCCUCAUUGCCAACCCUGUAAUGGCCAAAGUUUAAAAAAAACAUAAACAUUUUCAAACUGUUCUCAAAUUCAAGCACUGACUUAACAUGCUAGUUUAACAUGCUGGCUUUUCUCUAUUUUUUUUUCUUCAAAAAACAUGAUUGGUUAUUAUUUUACAACUGUAGUCCUGAUUUUAAUUUCCUGGCAAUAGGGGAAAGCACUGUGGUUCUAUUGAUGGAUGAAUUGAGUAGAAACACACUUAACUGAUAUUGACUUGGUUUAGUGUUGUAUUGUGUUUUUUGUUAAAAAUUGACUUUUUGUGUUUUUAAAUUGUUUUAUUUAUCCCAAUAUAUGUUAAGCAUUUUUUGUCUGAAUGCAAAUCAUGGGGUGUACACUUUUUUGUUUCAUGUUUUAUAUUGUAGGUGUCAAAGUCUAAACUACUGUGGACUUAAAAUCCUUUUUAAUAAAGUUUUACAAAAACAU
This is a messenger RNA of Engraulis encrasicolus (European anchovy), 9456 nucleotides long. It is a transcript of the gene fn1a, whose product is annotated as fibronectin 1a. The transcript has 47 exons. The coding region runs from base 229 to 7788 and encodes 2519 amino acids. Lineage: Eukaryota; Metazoa; Chordata; Actinopteri; Clupeiformes; Engraulidae. Gene Ontology annotation, biological process: heart development; cell-substrate junction assembly; cell-matrix adhesion. Gene Ontology annotation, molecular function: proteoglycan binding; extracellular matrix structural constituent; integrin binding. Gene Ontology annotation, cellular component: extracellular region. The record is from RefSeq and is a predicted model, not a curated record.